AUGCAUAAUGAAAAGGUUAAAAAAAAUUGUGCAAUUUUGAAACGUAUGAUAGAUGGUGUGUGUUUUUUACACAAACAAGAAUUACCUUUUUGCGGUCAUGAUGAAUCUAGUGCAUCUAUCAACAGGGGUAAUUAUUUAGAACUCCUAGAAUUAAUUCAUCAGUAUGAUCCUAUUCUAGACAACCACUUAAAAGAGUCGACAGUGUUUCAAGGUACAUCAUCCGCAAUACAAAAUGACAUAAUUGCUUCUCUUGGUACAUUCAUCACCGACAGAUUCGAAGAGGAACUUGUUCAAGCUAAUUUAGGUAAUAAAAAGCCAAUGUAG
Molecule: messenger RNA, 324 nt
Organism: Macrosiphum euphorbiae (potato aphid)
Lineage: Eukaryota; Metazoa; Arthropoda; Insecta; Hemiptera; Aphididae
Source: the annotation of a GenBank genome assembly